UCUCUCAGAAUGAAAAAAUGACUACAGAGUCCAUCACUGAUUACACUGAUUACCCCAUGGACAAGACUGACUUGGAUUAUGACUAUUGGACCCAGCAAUGCCAGAAGGAAUCCAACCGCCACUUCCGCUCCUGGUUCAUGCCCACCUUCUACUCCCUCAUCUGCUUCCUCGGUCUGGUCGGUAACAUCCUGGUGAUCGGUACCUACGUCUACUUCAACCGGCUGAAGACCGGGACCGAUGUGUUCCUGCUCAGCCUGUCCAUCGCUGACCUGCUGUUCGCCGUGUCGCUGCCCCUCUGGGCGACCAACUCCAUGACAGAAUGGGUGCUGGGCCUGUUCAUCUGCAAGGCCAUGCACACCAUCUAUAAGGUCAGCUUCUACAGCGGCAUGUUCCUCCUCACCUCAAUCAGCGUGGACAGGUACUUCGCCAUCUCCAAGGCCGUCUCUGCCCACCGCCACCGCUCCAUGGCAGUGUUCAUUAGCAAGGUGACCUCUGUGGUCAUCUGGGUGAUGGCGCUGGUCUUCUCUGUGCCCGAGAUGUCCUACACAAACAUCAGCAACAAUACCUGCACCCCCUACACCGCCGGCUCAGACCAGGUGCGCGUGGCCAUCCAGGUGAGCCAGAUGGUCCUGGGGUUUGUUCUGCCGCUCCUAAUCAUGGCCUUCUGUUACGGCGCCAUUGUGAAGACCCUGUGCCAGGCCCGGAGCUUUGAGAAGAACAAGGCCAUCAAGGUGAUCUUCACUUUGGUGGCGGUUUUCCUGCUCUGCCAGGUGCCCUAUAAUCUGGUACUGCUGCUGACCACUCUCGACGCGGCUAAGGGUGGCAGCAAGGAGUGCAUCUACGACAACAGCCUCCUCUACGCCUCUGACAUCACCCAGUGCCUGGCUUUCCUGAGGUGCUGCCUCAACCCCUUUGUGUAUGCGUUCAUCGGAGUGAAGUUCCGCCGCGACCUCCUGAAGCUGCUGAAGGAUCUGGGCUGUAUGAGGCAGGAGAAAUUUUUCCAGUACACCUGCGGAAAGAGGAGGAGCUCAGCGGCCGCCAUGGAAACCGAGACCACAACCACUUUCUCCCCCUAAA
Salvelinus namaycush (lake trout) is the source of this 1077-nucleotide messenger RNA. Its product is annotated as C-C chemokine receptor type 7-like. The transcript is spliced from 2 exons. The coding region runs from base 18 to 1076 and encodes 352 amino acids. Gene Ontology annotation, cellular component: membrane. Gene Ontology annotation, biological process: chemotaxis; inflammatory response; G protein-coupled receptor signaling pathway. Lineage: Eukaryota; Metazoa; Chordata; Actinopteri; Salmoniformes; Salmonidae. Gene Ontology annotation, molecular function: chemokine (C-C motif) ligand 19 binding; chemokine (C-C motif) ligand 21 binding; C-C motif chemokine 19 receptor activity. The record is from RefSeq and is a predicted model, not a curated record.